Cucumis sativus (cucumber) is the source of this 768-nucleotide messenger RNA. RefSeq names its product stress enhanced protein 1, chloroplastic. NCBI's taxonomy places the organism in Eukaryota, Viridiplantae, Streptophyta, Magnoliopsida, Cucurbitales, Cucurbitaceae. Gene Ontology annotation, biological process: cellular response to high light intensity. The coding region runs from base 125 to 556 and encodes 143 amino acids. The record is from RefSeq and is a predicted model, not a curated record. The transcript is spliced from 4 exons.
UGCAAAAUGUGGAAGAAAACGGUCAUCGUGAACCAGUGGUAUUGGUGUAUUUGGGUUAUUGGGGAAGAAGGGAUAAGGAGCUUCAACAAAGCAUUUUCCGGCGCCAAAUCCAGCUCCUCCUCAAAUGGCCCUUCUUCAUGCGUCCGCUUCUCUCUCCCUCGCCACACGCGAUGUUUCCUUCGCAAGAACAGCACCAAAAGCUUUUCCGCUUCAUAGAAGUCCCCUGCCGAAUUUAUUUCGAAUUGGAACCACCUUCGCUACUGGCUCUCCACUCGUGUUAAGCAAGCCAACUGGUCAAAAGAAGCACGCUUUGAAACAAAAUUCUGUUUCUAUAAGAUGUGAGCAAAGCACCCAACAGAGUAAUCUGGAUGUUUGGCUUGGGCGGUUUGCAAUGGUAGGAUUUGCAAUUGCAAUUAGUGUUGAAAUUGCAACGGGCAAGGGACUUUUAGAGAACUUUGGAGUAACGUCUCCCCUGCCUAGUGUGGCCUUGGCCGUUACUGCAUUGGUUGGCGUACUGACUGCAGUUUUCAUCUUCCAAUCAGCUACCAAAAAUUGAAGCCAUCUAGAUUGCUUUUAUACGUUUUUCUGUAAAGUUUGUAAUACUAAAAUAUGUUUUCCUUGAUAUUCAUUUUCAUUCAUUGUAAUAUUCUCGAGUGCGAACAAUGGCCAAUCAAGUUUGAAUGUACAAUGACUAAUAGAAACUUUUUUCACAAAAAUCUCCCCCAUCAACAUCAAUGAGUCAAUGACUUUGUUGUCAGAUUUCCUGUA